This is a messenger RNA of Ixodes scapularis (black-legged tick), 1983 nucleotides long. RefSeq names its product microtubule-associated serine/threonine-protein kinase 2-like. Bases 1 to 1983 code for a protein of 660 amino acids. The record is from RefSeq and is a predicted model, not a curated record. NCBI's taxonomy places the organism in Eukaryota, Metazoa, Arthropoda, Arachnida, Ixodida, Ixodidae. The transcript has 14 exons. Gene Ontology annotation, molecular function: ATP binding; protein serine/threonine kinase activity; magnesium ion binding. Gene Ontology annotation, biological process: peptidyl-serine phosphorylation; intracellular signal transduction.
AUGGCGGACAUAUCACCCGCGAUAGAACAAAAAAAGAAGUCUUCAGCCAAGGUCCUCACUACGCUUUUUCCAAGGAUUCCGAAGGUAACCACGGUGCUGCUGGAGUUCUUCAUCAAGCGAGAGAGCAAGGUGUCCCUCUUCCGAGACCCCCUCUCGCACUUCUGCCAGGAGCAGGUGGUCCUGGCGGCGCAGGACUGCCUCCAGAAACUCAACCGCCAAGUGAUCACCUUCCAGGACAUCCGGGACAUGAUCGAGAAUCUCAUCGGUCUGCACAGUCUCUGCCUGAAAAGAGCUCCAGAGACAGCCAAAGAACUGGGGACUACCGUGCGCAAGCUGACCAUCAUCGUUGGUGAACUGGCCACCUCCCUGGAGAAAAUCUGCGAGGUCAGCGUCACUGAUUGGAUGGCUAUUGGCGACAGCGUGAUCAGCAAAACGGAAAAGAUGAACUUGGAGAGCAUCCCAUCGUACACCACCUUCAUACCGAAGAUGAAAGAAUUCAAGCCAAUGAAGCUCCUAGGGGCUGGGGGAUUCGGGGCGGUCUACAAGGCGCAGUUCCUUCCCGCCAACUUUGUGUGCACCGUGAAGCUUGUGGCCAUGGAUCGCUUCACGCGCCACAAGCAGGCCUGCAUCGACAAAGUGGUGGCGUCCGUCGUCCGGAGUCCGUUCCUGGUCAAGUACUACUGUUGCUUCUGCGCCAAGGACUCCUACGUCACUCUGAUGGAGUAUGUCCCCGGAGUAGACGUCAUGCGCGUGAUCCUUAAGGCCGCCUACUUGCCUAUCGAGCACGUCCAGAUAGUAAUGGCGCAGCUCAUAUUAGCCCUGGAGCACCUGCAUCUGCGAGGAUUCCUGCACAGGGACGUCAAGGUGUCCAAUAUGAUUAUAAUGCCAGGAGGUCGCGUGAAGUUGAUCGAUUUCGACACCAACAAGGUCUGCCUCGGCCACUUUUCCAAGCGACUCGUGAAAGGCUACUUUGCCAGGACAGCCUUUGAAUUCCACGACGGAGAAUCUGCAGGGACGAUUCCCUACAUGGCGCCCGAGAUUCUAAAGCGCAGGCCUUACGGAAGGGCCUGCGACUGGUGGUCUUCGGGAGUAGUCUUCUACAAAUUGAUGACGGGAAGGGUCCCCUUCAGAGGGCGGACGAAGCAACUACUUCGGGACCGAAUUAUCGGCGCUCCACUGAAGUGGCCCAAGACCGAGGAACACCCUCACUCGGCGACGCCUGAAGCCAAAGACAUGGUGUUCAAGCUCCUCCGGAAGAACCCGAUUGAGCGGCUUGGUUCAAGGCACUACCAGGACCUGAAGAGCCACCCGUUUUUCAACGGUUUCAACUGGAAGGCACUCAGCACCAGCAAGUUUUUGUGCGAGAUUCCGGCCAUUGCGGAAGCCAUGGGUGGCAUCGUUGCCACCACGUCGGCCUUCAACGAAGAGAUUCUGGGACGCGAGCCUCCUAAGAAGGCCGGAAAGACAGCCCCUAAGAUACCUUCGAAGGAAUUGCUCCAAGGGGCUGAACAGAAAUUGGAGGAACAGCUGUCUGCUGGAGCCACUACGAACACAAAGAAGCGGAAACUCCAGAAGAUCGAAGACAUGGUCGACAUGGAGCCGGACCUGCAGAAGCCUCUAUACACCUACGCCACGUCCAGCUUCAAGAAACUUGUGCUUGCGCUGAAAGAAAAGAAAACCGUCGAUUUGGGCGACAACUUCUUGAAUACCAGCGGAACGGAGUCCUCUGAUAUCGACUACAGAAAGCUCUCAGCGGGAGAAAGCAUGAUCGGCGGAGGGGCGACCUCGGCGCACUGCACCGCAGCCAGUGACACCCAGACAGCGAGGUCGUCGGAGAAACUGGACGUCAUCCUGUUCCGGAGGAGGAGCCUCGGCAAAUUCUGGGGCUUCGGCGUCAACCUGGAGAGGGUGAAAGGCGAAGGCGACAAGUUCGCGUACAUGGUGGAAGUAAGGGUCCUACUCUUGUUACGCGUGGCAAAAUAA